AUGGACCGACACGAUAAAACGUCAUUGAACGCGCUGGCGCCGCCUGACCCUAGAACUGAAAGUUCAUUAGCAGCCACUCUAAGGACACUUCUCUUCUUUACAAUUUUAAUGAUUAUCCUGCCCAUUGGACUGUAUUUCUCAUCCAAGGUAUAUGUAUUUGAAGGUGCCCUUGGAAUGUCCAACGUGGACAGCUAUUUUUAUGCUGCUAUAGUUGCUGUGGUUGCUGUUCACUUUGUGCUUGCCCUUUUUGUCUACGUUGCAUGGAAUGAAGGCUCGCGGCAGUGGCGUGAAGGCAAGCAGGACUAAAGUCAGAUGUCACGAAAGGGAACAUUUUGCAGGUGGAGCGCAGCCUCAAAGGGUACAUUGUCAUGAUGCGUAGAGGUUAAGGCCUCUGAAUUCCAAAAGUCUCCCUUUUUGAGCGGUACAAGAUUUGCUGCUUUGUCUAACCAUAGCUGUGCA
This is a messenger RNA of Euleptes europaea (tarantolino), 459 nucleotides long. It is a transcript of the gene VMA21, whose product is annotated as vacuolar ATPase assembly factor VMA21. The record is from RefSeq and is a predicted model, not a curated record. NCBI's taxonomy places the organism in Eukaryota, Metazoa, Chordata, Lepidosauria, Squamata, Sphaerodactylidae. The transcript has 3 exons. Gene Ontology annotation, biological process: vacuolar proton-transporting V-type ATPase complex assembly. Gene Ontology annotation, cellular component: endoplasmic reticulum membrane. Bases 1 to 306 code for a protein of 101 amino acids.